Molecule: messenger RNA, 231 nt
Organism: Sphenostylis stenocarpa
Lineage: Eukaryota; Viridiplantae; Streptophyta; Magnoliopsida; Fabales; Fabaceae
Source: the annotation of a GenBank genome assembly
AUGCUCUGCAAGAAGAUACAAAGGAGGUUGCUGCGGAUAAAGCAUGGCUUCACUCACGGGUAUACUCCAAGUACGGUCGGAGGCUAUGGACCUCGAGCGGAUGGUAGAUUCAGUCUAGUUGCCAGUGGUCAAAGUGGAUUUGCUCCAUUUGGUUCAGCUCCAAUAGGUUUGGCAGUCCUGUUGGAUUUGACAGUGGUAAUGGAGGAAACAAUUCUUUCUUCAGUUCUGUGA